Molecule: messenger RNA, 4324 nt
Organism: Triplophysa dalaica
Lineage: Eukaryota; Metazoa; Chordata; Actinopteri; Cypriniformes; Nemacheilidae
Exons: 17
Coding region: 120-2864 (914 amino acids)
Biological process (GO): SCF-dependent proteasomal ubiquitin-dependent protein catabolic process
Cellular component (GO): SCF ubiquitin ligase complex
Molecular function (GO): protein binding
Source: RefSeq, a predicted model, not a curated record
GUGACGUAUAGCCCAAGCACGUUCACCAUUCUGUGCGGACAUGGACAAUCAAUAAACAACCUCAGUAAAGUGUCAACAAAUCCUAAUAUUCAACAUUUUAAAAGAUAUUUAAUAAAACUAUGGACUCCACAGCGACCAUUGGGGGGUUCAUAAAGAUGCUCACUGAGAUGGGCUUCGGUGAGGAUCAGAUACAGGCUGCCAUCCAAGCGGGUUUCUUCUCUGUGCAGGAAGCUGCUGAAUGGCUUCUGCAGGGUGGGAGUCCACGGCAUAAGCUGGUCAAUCAGCCAUCAGGGCCUCUGGAGACGCCAUUCUCUGCAUUUAAUGCUCCCAAAGAUGCUCUGCUCGCAAACAACAGCUCACAGUCUGAAGCAGCCGGUCCUUGUUUGGUUCUUGGACCCCCCUCAGCACAGGAACACCCACCACUGGAAACACGAAUCAAACAGGACAAAAGUAAUUUCCAUGAGCAACAGAGGCAAAAGGUGGCGCAAGAGGCGCGUGCGGAGAGAAGACAGAAGAAAGAGGAGCGCGAGUCGGUAUUAAAGAGGAUCGCAGAGGACCGCCGCACCCAACAGAUGAAGGCACAAUCGGAAGCCAUGGCUGAGACGUCUUCAUCCUGCGAACCAGGUCAAAGACUCGGUGGCCGCGUGGAGACAACCGUAGACAACCAUUGCAUCCUUAUGAUCCGUCUUCCCUCUGGGGAGUCGAUGCGUGAACGUUUCCCUGCAGACACGCCUCUAAGUCACGUUGUUGAGUACAUUGCUGGUCGACAUCCAUCACUCCCGGCCUUCUCUCUCCUACAAGGAUUCCCUCGGAAGCGCUUCGGUGAAUCGGAGCUUGCCUGUUCACUCCGGUUUCUGGGACUGACUCCCAACGCUGCCUUAUGUAUUCAGACCACGCCUCCUGAGACUCCUCAGGACCCGACUAGUCCAGCUUCCCAAUUGGGCGUUGUGGAACAAGCAGAGGUGGAACUACCAGAGCUGGCGAGACCACCCAAUGACCCUCUUCAAGAAGCGGCUGAAGCUGAGGAUGAUCUGGUGGUGCCUCCGCAGUUGCCCCGUGAGCUGUGGGAGGAGGCAGUGGGGUAUGCUGGGAUUCCUGGGGUUGAACCUCCAUUUGCAGAUCCGGCUCACCGCUGGGGACGAGGCCAGAAACUUGUCCCAGGUGAUGCCGAAGACGAAGAGCAUUCGGAAAAUGAAGCACAGCCAGAAGACGAAGUAGUACCUCCAUAUCAUCUCGAAGGAAUGCCGCAGUUGCCCUUUUUCAUGGAUAACAGAGCUAGAGGGGCUCUGGAGCCCAGACAUCACUGGCCUGAACAGGGCAACAGACUCAGCAACAGAGAGCCGGAGCCUGAAGUCCCGGCAGACCCUGAGGAGGAGCGUGGAUUGCGCGUGGCAGCGGGUCAGGCGGCGGUGGAGCGGUUACAGAGAGCCGCCCAUCAAGACGAACAGCAGUCACCGCACGGGCAGCCCCCACCCCCCAAGAAAUCUUUCAAGACACCUCGCGUUUCCACACUCUGCUCCAUGGCAACCAGAGCCACCGUUUCUCUCAUGACAGCUCCCAGCAUGCAGUACAGCAGUAGCCUGGCAUGUCUGACUCCAGAACUGGCCGAACUCUUGUUGACUCACAUGGCUCGCGAGCGUCUCCUCCGUCCACGCACGCUGGAGCUGUUCUUCGGCUGCCCGCUGCAGAAGUUUGUCCUCAACUGUUAUCCGUACACCACUAAUGAGAUGCUUCGGCAGCUGAGGGCCUUUUCCUGUCUGAAGCAUCUCAGCUUAGUCAACUCUCCUCUCAUUACAGACGCCGGUCUUUCUGUUCUCUCCAACCUCACAAAACUACAGCAUCUCAACCUGUCUUCCUGCUGCAAGCUAACAGACAGCUGUCUGCAGCACAUCGCAGGACUCCACAGUUUGACGUUUUUGUCUCUGGAUCAGACUAAAGUAAGCGACGCAGGGAUGGUGAUGUAUCUACAGUCAGGUUCCCCUGUACUCUGCCAGCUGAGUCUGAAUCAGACAGUAAUCACUGAUAACACGCUAACAGUUCUGCCCACGUGUGCACCGCAGCUACGGAUGCUGAGCAUCAAACACACAAAAGUGAGGGAUGUGUCUGCGCUCGCCGAGCUCCGAAACCUGCAGACGCUUCACCUUGACAGCACAGGUGUGCAGGAGAAUUCUCUCCAGCGCCUGGCAACCCACCCCAGCCUAUCAGCUCUCAGCCUGGCCGGCAUAGCGGUCGCUGAUGGAAACCACACGCUGGAGAUCAUUUCAGGUCUGAGUCUUACCCAGUUGACCCUGCCUGGACGACACUCUGUGACAGACAUUGGACUUUCAUUUCUCUCCAAACAGACUUUUCUCUUAGAGCUCGACCUGACAGAUUACACUCAGGUCACAGACCAUGGCAUCAUGAAGCUCUCCAGCAUGACCAGGUUGAAGAGGCUGUCUCUUAGCAACACUCAGGUGAGUGAUGCUGGGCUGCAAGGAUUGGUCAGUCUAAAAGAACUCCAGGAACUGUGUCUGGACCGGACUGCAGUCACCAGCAGAGGCGUGGCCAACCUAGUCAUUCAUUUACCACAUCUGCAGGUAAUGGGUUUGGCUAGCACACAAGUGGGUGAUACGGUGAUCAGACGAGGUUUAGUACACUGUCCUCAGCUGCUUAAAGUCAACCUCAGCAAAACCAGAAUCACAGAUCAAGGUCUGAAGUUUCUGUGUCGUAUGCAGUUAAGUCAAGUGAAUUUGGAUAGUACGGGUGUGACUCUAGUUGGCAUUGCCAAUCUGAUCUCCGCCUGCCAUCAUUUGACAAGCGUCCGGGCCAGCAAUACCCGCGCAAUACCGCCAGACCAGCAGUCUGACGACGACGACAUCGAAUAAUGACAACAGUGCACCCAGUGCAUUAUGAUCCUAGUAUUCUUAUUUUGGCAUCUGUUUAACGGUGGGGAGAGAUUAGUACCAAGAUGAAGAAACUCAAAUCCCACUUGAGAUCGACAAUCAAGUUGAAUGUUAUUGCUAAACAAGUUGAUCUGGAAUUUUAACAUGCACGGUUUUGCAUUUUCAUGUACUUUUUCAAAAUAUGAUUUAAAAAUGCAAUUUAGUAAUAAUGACCCUUCUACAGCAGGACCCAGAUUAUGAUGAUCACAUUUUUUUGCAUGACAGAUGUUGAAUCUUUUACCCGGUGAGAGCAUUUUGGCAUAACUGGUUUAAUUUGAAAAGAAUAUAAUUUAAAAACUAGAUGAAAAGUAAUAUUAGUUAUUAACGAACUGUUUAAGUAAAUAUAUUUUGGAUACUUGCAUUGCUUAGAAUGAUUGAUAAACUGGAAGGUCAUUUAGUUCAGGGAUUACGUACCAAAGUUUGCAUUGAGUGUUAAGCAUGUUACCGAAUCCAUAAGAAGUUUGAUUUUAAAUGCGUGCUGCUUUUGAAAUGGUCCCAUAUGUCUGUUCCUGUUGAAUGUACAUGUGUUAUUAUAUCUGAAACUAACUGGAAAAAGGUUAGCCUGUUAACAAAGUCUGUGUUUCUGUCAAAUUACAAACAUCUGUCCUUAACCAACAACAUUUGAAUUUAAUAAUAAUUGAACAGGUGACAAAAAAACAUCUAUACAGUAAAAAUGCAAACGGGAGUAAAAUGGUUCUUGGGAAACCAAAUAAAGCAUCACAUCAUUGGCAUUCGACUGUUUCUGUAGGAACUCAUGCAUCAGGCUUGCAUUUAUGCAUUUGAUUUGUUCCUUUAAACAUCUGAAUGCAAUAACAUUUGAAAAUAAUAAAACGAUAACAAUAUUCAAUCACAUCUGGAGGAAAGGUCUGCAUGGGAAUAUCUCAAUCUGAACAUAAACACCUCAAAUGCAAGGAGCUGUUUUGUCUUGGAUUUAACUCGAAGGUUUGUGUUGAAAUUGUUGCGUAUAUGUACGCUUCUCAUGAAAUGCAAAACUCUUCAUUUAAAAUGCCAUGAUAACCACAAUUAGAUUUUCUAUAUGCAUGUUCAUAUGGACAUUUCUCUGACAUUAACCCAUCGAAUGCUCCUCAGUGUUUAGAAAAUGUUGGUUCUGUGCAUACUGUAUGCAUUUCUAGAUUGUCUCAAAAUGUUAUAAGACGUAACCAAAAAAUUAACAACAUUUUGUUUGGAAAACCUACUACUGUAACCCAAAUUCACAGAACAGCAACCUUGUGUGUGUGUGUGAUGCAUGUUGUGCUAUUCAUUCAGUCUGUUUGAAAUAUACUUUGAAAUGUUUUUCUGUGUUAAUAGAACGUGUACAGUUUAUUUUCUAGAAAACUAGGAUGUUUUAAGACUAUUUUGUACUUCAGGCUUACACCAUUAAUAAAAUGACAUUUUACAAUGUU